Messenger RNA from Antrostomus carolinensis (chuck-will's-widow), 530 nucleotides. RefSeq names its product protein Wnt-5a-like. Gene Ontology annotation, cellular component: extracellular region. The annotation marks the transcript as partial. Gene Ontology annotation, molecular function: cytokine activity; frizzled binding. The transcript is spliced from 2 exons. Lineage: Eukaryota; Metazoa; Chordata; Aves; Caprimulgiformes; Caprimulgidae. The record is from RefSeq and is a predicted model, not a curated record. Gene Ontology annotation, biological process: neuron differentiation; multicellular organism development; cell fate commitment.
GGCGGGGAGAAGGGCAGGCGAGUCAGAGGCAAGUUAAGAGGGGCCCGGAUACUUCCGUUGUUUAAACUUGAAUGCUGGAAAAUGGUCUGAGGAGCAAUAAACGAUCUGAUCCUUUUUCUCCCCCCUCUAGAAAUCCACUGCGGUAUUAAUCCAAGGAGGUGCUUUGGGGACAGUUGGCAGGACAAUGGCUUCUCAGUACCUCAUAGUGGCUCUGGCCAUUUUCUCCUCUUUUACCCAGGUUGUAAUAGAAGCCAGCUCGUGGUGGUCUUUAGGGAUGAACCCUAUGAAUCCCAUGAACCCUGUUCAGAUGUCAGAGGUAUAUAUAAUAGGAGCCCAGCCACUAUGUAGCCAACUAGCAGGGCUUUCCCAAGGACAGAAGAAACUCUGCCAAUUGUAUCAGGACCAUAUGCAGUUCAUUGGAGAGGGUGCAAAGACGGGCAUUAAGGAGUGCCAGUAUCAGUUCAGACAUAGAAGAUGGAAUUGCAGCACUGUGGACAACAACUCUGUUUUUGGCAGAGUCAUGCAGAUAG